Messenger RNA from Penaeus vannamei (Pacific white shrimp), 688 nucleotides. Lineage: Eukaryota; Metazoa; Arthropoda; Malacostraca; Decapoda; Penaeidae. The record is from RefSeq and is a predicted model, not a curated record.
GAGAGGGAGACCGAUGCCAUUACUGGGCCAAGGGCACAGGCUUUGGCACAGGCAGCACCACACAGAGCUGGGAUGUGGAACAGGCUCUUGUGAGGCAGAAAGUGGAGGAGGAACAUGUGGUUUGGCUUGUGAGACUGCUAGCCCAGUACAUCAAUCCAGGUGACAUCUUGCCACCUGAGCUGCAGCAACAGUCCAAUGGUGGGACAGCAGGAGGCGGUGCAGCUGAAAGUCAAAGUGACAGCACCCCUCUCCUACCCCCUCUGUCACCCCCGUCUCAUGCCCCUCCACCCUUGCCACCUGCCCUCCUACACCUUUUCCAGAAUUCAGGCUUGAUCACUACCAUAGCCUCCAACCUCAGCAAUGACUCGGUAUUGGACAUGUCCCGGCACGUCCCUCUUUACCGUGCAUUACUGGCCCUUGUGAGAGGCCUCUCUGUCACCCCUGGCCUGGCGCCCCUGCUGCUGACACCCCAGAAUUCAGCUCCGACGAAUGGAGGAGGCGGAGACACCACCACUCUACCUUGUGUGCCAGCGUUGUUGGAGAAGAUGAAAACAACUGUUAACACAUACAUGGCCAAGCUGCGAUGGAAGUCCUCCAAGGCUGGCGGCAACAGCAAUGGAAAUGGUGGCAAUGGUAACAACAAUGGUGGGAACAACAACAAUUCCGGCAGUCUAACAGAUGAUGCUGA